Messenger RNA from Trifolium pratense (red clover), 813 nucleotides. RefSeq names its product guanine nucleotide-binding protein subunit gamma 3-like. The record is from RefSeq and is a predicted model, not a curated record. Lineage: Eukaryota; Viridiplantae; Streptophyta; Magnoliopsida; Fabales; Fabaceae. The coding region runs from base 203 to 664 and encodes 153 amino acids. The transcript is spliced from 5 exons.
AUCUGAAAACUCUUUUCUUUUACAGUUUCCACUUUCCAGUGUGACAGUCACGUGUGCUUUGUUACCCUCUUGUCACUUUCAAGUGCUCAUAUGCAAAGUACAAAGUUAACCCAUUUCUCAAGUUUCCAACUUUCAACUAAAAAAACAUCAAGUUUCAUUUUUUUUUUUUACUCUUUAGCCAUAGCCACUGUAGAAAUUUCAAAUGGAUGGUGAAUACAACUUUUCUUCUAUGUCCUUAACACCAAAACCUUCAAUAGAGAAACUAAUGAGUCCUAAGUCUCCACUUCCAGGGUUUGUUGAUUUUCAUGGGAAGAGGAAGCAGUUGGUUAAGAUUCAAGUUUUGGAGAGAGAAAUUGGUUUGCUUCAGGAAGAGUUAACUUCACUAGAAGGCCUCCACCCAGCUUCUAGAUGCUGCAAAGAGCUUGAUUCCUUUGUAGGCUCUAUUUCAGAUCCCUUCACACUCACAGGAAAGCACACAAUCUCUGAAUCACAUUACUUCGGGAAGCAAAUAAGUCUUCCAUGGAUAUGUUGCUCCUGCAGUUGCCUUCUUCAUAAGAAAAUUGCAAAAUGUUGUUGUUCAUGUUGUUCAUCAUCAAACUCCAAAUGUUUUGGUAGCAGCUGCUUGAAGACUAAAUCCAUCUACACUUUCAAAAAUUGUUGCUAAGUUCUGAAGUUGUUGCACACAUAUCAUGUGUUUGAUGCUGUUUGUGCUGUUCUUUGUAAAGUUGAUGUGGAUCUAUGUUUUAAUUAUUUGAAUUAUUAAGUAUUGUUAUACAUUUUAUCAAUAAUAAAGUUGAUAUGAAUCUAAAGUAA